AUCUGUCGGGGAAUAGCCCAAAUUAAAAAAAAAAAAAAAAAAAACUAAACUAAUGCUUCUGGCUUGCUGCUGUCGGGCUUUAAUGCUGUCGGUCCCGACUCUCAUACCAUCCCCGUCUCCCCCCGAUCAGAUCGAUUUUGGUUCCGCCUUCCAGAGUUCCAGCAACCGAGCCACCUCCCCUUUCAGUCCGCCUGAGCCACCUCCACCUCCACCUCCACUGCGAGUCUGCAUCUCUGAUCUCUGCGACUACUUGAAGGCUUCAAUCCCUGAAUCUCAGGCAAACACCGUAAACUGAUUACGCAGUAGCCAUGCUGAUGAUGUUUGAUAAUUGGGAAUGGGUUGUCCAGAUUCGUGAAUCGUGAUGUUUGGUGUUUAGGGUGAGGUGGUAAACUGAUUACCCAACAGUCCAAUACCCAAUACCCAUGCUGAGAGCUUCUGUCUGAUUGCUGCUGGAAAUGAAGAGGAAAAAUCUCUCCAAGUUAAGUGGUGCUCUGGUGCUGGUGCCAUCGUAAAUCAUCUUCAUCAUCAGGUUUGAUUCAAAAAAAAGUUGGAAACGCGGAAGCCAAGGAAACUGCAGACUGAAAAAAGAAAGUGCAGAGUGGCAGGAAUGUCGUAUAGAUCGAAAUUCCCGUUAAAGAGCAAGAGCAAGAAGAAUGUGGAUGAAGAAGACAAGGCGGAAAAAGGAAGAAAAGAGACUAUUCAACGCUCUCUCUUGGUGGCGGCAGGGAAGCGAUUGAUGAGCAAUCUGCGCCAGGAAAAGAAAGCCUUCAUUCCCGACGAUCAUCGCUCUCUAUACCUCUGCUUCGGUGACUACGAAGAGGGCAGCAAGGUCUCCUACACCAUUCUAUCACUCAGCUUGCGGCAACUGUUUUCUGCUUCAUCUUCGCCAUGGCAAUUACAGCUGGUUACUAGAUUAUCCGGCGAUGGCCUUCCCCGUUAUAUGGGUUGCGGCGUUUGGGGCUCCAAAAUUCUCUUUGGGGGUGGCGCAAAACCGGGUUAUUUGCAUCGUCCGGCACGAGGGCACCCGGUUACUGGGCGUUUCAUGCAUCACCAAGUCAGAAAGAUUUACUAUUUUGAGACUACAGAAGAGACUCAGGUGCCGGUGCCACUCCCUAAGAAGAUGCUGAAUGGGAACAUCCAGCCCCGGCUGGUGGAGGUGGACAACAAAGUAUACGCUAUUGGUAAAUCAUUAUCCUCCUUUGAGAUGUUUGAUGGCAAUGAUUGGUGUGAACUGGCACCACCUCCAAUCAGAAAAUAUUUCUGUUAUCCCUUUACACACUCCGACCCGGCUUGUCAGUUCGAUAUAUACUGUGCAGUUGCAGGCACAAAUAUAUUGGUUUCUGAUGGUGGUUCAAGCUUCCGCUUUGACACAGCUGACCCCAACCAAGGCUGGAGAAAACUAAUGUGGGCCGAUCAAUUCUGUUUUAAGGGCACCUGUUUGGUUGUGGAUGAUGGUAAGCAAUUUGUGCUUUUCACAUUCCAACCCUCCAAUGGUCAGCACAUAUCAGUGCAUCUGAUUUCAUAUGACUUCAAUAGCAUCACACAAGACUACAGUCAAGUGCAGCUGCCUUCGUACUUAAUGGAAUGCAAGGGUGAUCGUCUUGGUGAUUUUUCAUUACCUAAUUACCAGCUGGUACACCUAGGAGAUAAGGCCGUCUACCUUCUUAUGUCUGAACUUCGCCCCAGUGGAGUGGAUGAGAGGGAGAAGAUGAUUAGGUCUGUUGAAUUUGCCACAUUCACAUUCAAAGUGAAAGACAAUGCUAAGUCCUUGAAAAUCAAAUUUCUACCUCGUACUCCAAAGCUCAUAUAUGAUGAUGAUAUGGACGUGGCUUCUAGGGCUGGACAGAUGCUUGGUGCCUUCUUGUUGGAAAAUUCUCAAAUGAACAAGGAGGACCUUGCAGCAGAAUAUUAGAGUGCAGAAGGAAGAUAUAUGUCACAAUGAUGAUGGAAAAACUCUCAAGUGAAGAUCAGUCGUAACUCACAAGAGCAGGACCUUGCAGUAGAAUAACUAUUGGAGUGCACAAGGAAAAGGGUUUCUGUGAGAACUAAAACUCGUAGUAUCUCCUAUCUAAUGGAAGCUAAUUUAGAGUUAGAAGUAAUGUCAAUAGGUCGCCAACUUAAACAGGUGCUGUUGCCUGCCAUGUUGGCUUAGUCUUUGCUUUAGAGGCUGAAGCUCUUGUUUUUAAAUGGAGCCUGUAAUGGGUAUAUGUAUAUGAUGUAUGUUCAGACUUCAGAGAUUCUAAUCUUAGUAGAGGUGCUACUGGGUAAGGAACACUGUCCUAUUACCCCAAAUUGGUUUCUUACUCCUUUAAUAUCUUUCCGAUAUUGUUCCACCA
Molecule: messenger RNA, 2336 nt
Organism: Rosa chinensis
Lineage: Eukaryota; Viridiplantae; Streptophyta; Magnoliopsida; Rosales; Rosaceae
Exons: 4
Coding region: 608-1912 (434 amino acids)
Source: RefSeq, a predicted model, not a curated record